Molecule: messenger RNA, 2046 nt
Organism: Menidia menidia (Atlantic silverside)
Lineage: Eukaryota; Metazoa; Chordata; Actinopteri; Atheriniformes; Atherinopsidae
Source: the annotation of a GenBank genome assembly
GGGACUGCGCAUGCGCGCAGCGCGUGGCUGGGCUCUCUCCUUCACCGUACUCCGCUGGACCGAGCAGCACUGCGAAACUCUGCACACUCCGCCUGAAAAAUAAAGACAUGGCAGAGACAGUGGAGAUUGUGGUGCAGCAGGACAAGACAGAAAAAGUUGAGCAGACAGAGAACAAAGAUGUCUGUGUAACAUGUCAGCCCCACGCACCCAAAGGACAUGGCACAAUGGCUGUCCCUCCUGCAUACUCAGAUUUAGGAAAAUCUGCCAAAGACAUCUUCAAUAAGGGCUUUGGCUAUGGAGUUCUGAAGCUAGAUGUCAAGACCAAGUCUCAAAAUGGCGUUGAGUUUGCCACCUCCGGCUCCAACAACACAGACACAGGGAAGUCAGGGGGCCACCUGGAGACCAAGUACAAAGUGAGCGACCUGGGCCUCACCUUCAACCAGAAAUGGAACACAGACAACAAUCUCACCACAGAAAUCACCAUGGAGGACCAGCUGGCUAAAGGCUUGAAACUUGGUCUGGACACAUCAUUUGUGCCAAACACUGGGAAGAAAAGUGCCAAGCUGAAGACGGCCUACAAGCGGGAAUACAUGAAUUUGGGCUGUGACCUGGACUUCGACAUGGCGGGUCCCACCGUCCACGCCGCGGCGGUGCUGGGCUACGAGGGCUGGCUGGCUGGCUACCAGCUGGCGUUCGACACCGCCAAGUCCAAACUCACUCAGAACAACUUUGCCCUUGGUUACAAGGCUGGUGACUUCCAGCUUCACACCAGCGUCAAUGACGGUACAGAGUUUGGUGGCUCCAUUUACCAGAAAGUGAACAGCCAGUUGGAGACGGCGGUCAACCUGGCCUGGACGGCGGGCAGCAACAACACCCGCUUUGGAAUUGGAGCCAAAUACCAGCUGGAUAAGGAUGUCACCCUGUCUGCAAAGGUUAACAACGCCUGCCUGGUUGGAGUCGGAUACACACAAACCCUCAGGCCAGGAGUGAAGCUCACCCUCUCAGCCAUGAUUGACGGGAAGAGCGUGAACGGCGGCGGACACAAAGUGGGCAUGGGCUUCGAGUUGGAGGCGUAAAGGUUCAACAUGGCAGACAAGAGGGGGAAAAAAAAAAAAAAACAAGACAGGAGAAGAAUAAAAAUCCCAAAUGUGAAGACACCACUGAAGUCCAGCCAGUGACAUCUAAACAAAUUUUUCCCUGAGUGCCACAGCACACACAUAUACACACUUACAGAUACUCACGCUCUUUGGCCUUAACCCUGAAACCCAACAGCCUCCAAAACCUACAGUACUGUAAUGUUCACCAACUCAUGACCUGUAAUAGAAGUUUAUAUUCUACAUUACCUGUUGAGGCUACACUGGCAGAGUACAACAAAAGAAAGUAAUUUUUCAAACAUGUACAACCGUGUGUCUCAGACAUAUCUUUUCUUUGAGAAACGUGCUUUGAGGCACCUUCUCGUUUCGACCGUGUGCCCACCUGAGUUCUGUCCAGUAAACCUCUGGAUUGUAGAUGUAGGUGUGAUUCUUAGGGGAUGCUUGUUUUGAUAUGUUUUGGAUUUAUUGCAUGCUUGUAAGGCAAGAGGAACGUUUUCUGACUUUUCUUUGUCACGUUGAGACAGGGACUACAAACAGAUGCAGCAGGGCAGAUUAGACAGGUCCUGCCUCUCAGCCAGAGUGGACCGGCAUUGAUUUCACUACAUGACCUCAUUAACACAGUUACAGACUGUGAACUCUCGGUUGCCUAAAAGUCUAUUUUUCAGGCCCUGUUUGGUAAAAAACUGAAGAAAGGGUCUAUUUCAAUUUGGUUGUUUGUGCCACCUCUUUGUCUAGUCAGGUUUGUGCCCUAUAACCGUUCAACCCUUGUCACUACAUUUCACGUCUGUGCUGUGCUUUGUAUAGGAACAUUGAGUCAAAAUAUAGGACCUCAAGAUAAAGUUAUUGAACGAAUAGAAUAAAGAAUGUCAAACACAAUAAUCUUGUUGGCUUUUGUGUUUGUAUUUUUAUUUGGAAUGACAUAGUGUGGGAACAAAGCCAGUGUUCUCACUCC